AUGCGUAUCUUACUUGACCAACUUAGACUGGGACUAGCUCACGCCUACGAAAUCACUGUCAAGAAAAUUCACAAAAAUGACGUGGCGUUCUUCGCAGAGAAACCAGCGUGCGCUCGAACGGACUUAGUUUUCCCAAAGGGAUUUGGCGUUUGCUUUAGUUGGAAUCCCGGCAGUGUGGGACAGAAGGGAAACCCACGUAUAACACCACCCCUGCACCAUUUUGCGAUGCACUGUGAGUCCAAAUCCCGCUGCGCGGGUGAACGACAGCCACUGACCGACAAGAACAAAACCCACCCGGGAAACUUCGGCAAAAGCCUCGAUCCUGUGUAUCAGUCCGUGAAUCCGUGA
Molecule: messenger RNA, 348 nt
Organism: Opisthorchis viverrini
Lineage: Eukaryota; Metazoa; Platyhelminthes; Trematoda; Opisthorchiida; Opisthorchiidae
Exons: 3
Coding region: 1-348 (115 amino acids)
Source: RefSeq, a predicted model, not a curated record